Messenger RNA from Styela clava, 1089 nucleotides. Lineage: Eukaryota; Metazoa; Chordata; Ascidiacea; Stolidobranchia; Styelidae. The record is from RefSeq and is a predicted model, not a curated record.
UUAGCUGGGAUAAGCAGAAAAGAGAUUAACAAGAUUAUUCGAGUACUGGGAGGAACAUCAGAAUCUGACAUUCCUUUACUGAAAGAAGCAAAAUUACUGAGACUACAAAAUGUCCAAGAUAUGUUGACGACAGCAAGUAUGCGCACUCGUACUACACAACACAUGACAACAACUGUGAGUUCGAGGAAUCGACGACAAGCUGAAACUCCACCAUCAUCGAGUGGUGAUUCUAGCGAACCAUCAACAGGCGUAUUUACAACGAUAGCAACAUCUACUGAAAAUGCAACACUGGCACUUGCAAAGAAAUACCCAGAUCAAAAAGACUAUUUUGGAAGUGGAGAGCAGGAUCCAGAAUGCUCAUGGUUUAACGAUGGUAAAGUAGUUGAAACGUCAGGCGAUGAAGUUUGCAACAGGGACAAAGCAUUCUUUUGUGAAAGACCAAAGAUUGAUCUUUUUGAACCUUCCCGCAUCACUGAUUUGAAAGUCAAAGUUACUGAAGAUCUCAAUAUUGUUCGACUUGUAUGGACGGCCACAGGCGAUGACAAGACUAAUGGAAGAGCGAAAGAGUAUGAAAUACGCAAUCUUAGAACGAAGCGAGCUCGAAAGCUUGCAAGGAAUUUCAAAGACGGUGAAUUAUUGAGCUUCGCUGCAAUAUUAAAUGGAAGUGUCGAUGUUGCCAAAAUCUCGGGAGAACGUGAAGAAUUAGUCGUCAAUUUAACAGAAAUUACAGGUUGCCCACCACAUGCUGCACUGGACCUAAUAAUUCUCCUACCUCGCCGAAUACUUUCUCCGAGUUCCACAUCACGAAUCGAAAAAGAAUCAACUUUGGAUUUAUUCAGAACUUUAUUUUCCAUCUUCAAAAUCAGUACAUAUGAAGUACAAGUGAGCGUUGUUGCUAUACAAGAUCAACUUGGGAGAGUUCUUCUGCGUGAUUCUACUAGUGCCAAUGAAGUUCUGAACAGUAUUAGGCAGGGAUUAGAACAAGACAACAGACUCAGACAGGAAGUCAGAUACCAUGACACUGUAAAAAUAUUAGAAGAUAUGAAAUCAAGGGGAAGAUCGAUCACACCAAAAUUUUAUUAUCUAUAA